AAGGAGACAUGUCUGGAGUAAGACCCAUCUCCAGAGACACCUUGAUGGAGACCCUCCUGUAUGAGCAGCUCCUGGAACCCCUAACCAUGGAGGUUCUUGGUGUGACUGACCCUGAAGAGGACCUGGACCCUAUGGAGGACUUCGAUCCUUUGGAGUGUAUGGAGGACAGUGACAUGUUGGCCCUGCGGCUGGCCUGCAUCGGGGACGAGAUGGAUGUGAGCCUCAGGGCCCCGCGCCUGGCCCAGCUCUCUGAGGUGGCCAUGCACAGCCUGGGUCUGGCUUUCAUCUACGACCAGACGGACGACAUCAGGGAUGUUCUUAGAAGUUUCCUGGAUGGUUUCACCACCCUUAGGGAGAACAUAAUGAGGUUCUGGAGAUCCCCGAAUCCCAGGUCCUGGGUGUCCCGUGAACAGGUGCUGCUGCUGCUGGCACUGCUGCUGGCGCUGCUCAGCGGGGGCCUGCACCUGCUGCUCAAGUGAGGCCCCAGUGGCUCAGGGCGGGGCUGGCCCCACCCCUGUGACCACUGCCCUGGAGGUGGCGGCCUGCUGCUGUUGUCUUUUUAACUGUUUUCUCAUGAUGCCUUUUUAUAUUUAAACUCUGAGAUAGUGCUGGAACACUGCUGAGGUUUUAUACUCAGGUUUUUUGUGUUUUUUUAAAUUCCAGUUUUCGUUUUUUCUGAGAUGAAUUCCUAUGGCUCCGAACUUGUUGCCGGUUAACUGUGGCUUGUGCCCAGGAAGAGCCAUUCACUCCUGCCCCCGCCCACACGGCAGGUAGCAGGGGGAGUGCUGGCCACACCCCUGUGUGAUGUGUGAUGCCCUUGGCAAAGAAUCUACUGGAAUAGAUUCCAAGGAGCAGGAGUGCUCAAUAAAAUGUUGGUUUCCAA
This is a messenger RNA of Mandrillus leucophaeus (drill), 883 nucleotides long. RefSeq names its product BCL2-interacting killer (apoptosis-inducing) (gene BIK). The coding region runs from base 9 to 479 and encodes 156 amino acids. The transcript has 4 exons. NCBI's taxonomy places the organism in Eukaryota, Metazoa, Chordata, Mammalia, Primates, Cercopithecidae. Gene Ontology annotation, biological process: male gonad development; apoptotic mitochondrial changes; apoptotic process. The record is from RefSeq and is a predicted model, not a curated record.